Messenger RNA from Durotheca rogersii, 1679 nucleotides. RefSeq lists its product as uncharacterized. The transcript has 2 exons. NCBI's taxonomy places the organism in Eukaryota, Fungi, Ascomycota, Sordariomycetes, Xylariales, Xylariaceae. Bases 671 to 1570 code for a protein of 299 amino acids. The record is from RefSeq and is a predicted model, not a curated record.
AUUGGUUAGCAAAAUGCCCAAUCAUGUGUGACAACUCAACAAAACGACAUCACACUUCACUGAUUUAGAGCUCUGCCUCCUUGGACGUUCUCCUCCCUCUGCUUCUAAGGCGUACCUAGAGACCCCCUUUAACCUCAAACCCCCAUAUAGGUUUCCCUACCUUACGCCCAGAGGCCCCCCCCCUCCAACCCCAUCCGUUCCUCCCCAGGCAGUUGACGUCAAAUUGCUACAAUUUCCUUUUUGGCAACUCUAGCACAUACGUCCGAAGUGGCUAGAAACCAUCUUUACCCUCCCUCAGAACAGAUAAGACGAAACGUCUCGAGGUGGUCUCGGUCGUCGAGCAGCGAGAGCGGCACAAGGACAAGGGACCGUUCUCUCUUACUUAGCGACGACGACGGCCACUCAGUACCAGCUAAUACCUCCAUGAAAAUAAGCCUAUCCAAGGCUACUUAGGCCACCUACCGCCACCGUGGAUAUCGCCUCCCUUCUUAAGGCUCCCGACUCAAAUGAGUCCUCCGUAUCUCCUCCACUGUAUACUCGAUCGGCAUCAGUACCAGCUUCCACGGCCGCCGCGGCCGUGACGACGGUACCUGUUGGGGGCCCAUCAUACGUCGCUCCACGCCUAGGACCAGGACCGAAUCUAGCAGGAGGAGCCCCCGGAAAGCGCAGCAUGCCACCACACGCGUCGGACCCCCCGGCUAAAAAGCAGAGCAAGUGGUCUCAGGAGGAAGAUGCAUUGAUCAUUGACCUCCGGGGGCGCGGUAUGAAGUGGGAAGAUAUCUCUAAGAGGUUACCAGGAAGGAGUGCUAUCAGUUGUCGGUUGCAUUACCAGAACUACCUGGAGAGGCGGAGCGAGUGGGACGAGGAGAAGAAGAAUAAACUCGCGAGGCUCUACGAGAGAUUUAAGCACGAAAUGUGGGCUAAGGUGGCGGAGGAGAUGGCGAUGCCGUGGCGGGCGGCAGAGGCAAUGCACUGGCAUCUAGGAGAAGAGGAUAUGGCUCGCCGAGCAGGCGUAACGCCUUUCACCCUCUCAGUCGCGGCUUCGGAAGGGUCGCACGGAGGUUCUAGGGGUGCUCCACGACAUGCUCACUCCCAUUCCCAAGGAAGCCUUUCUCGUGAUGUAGGGCACGGCAGAGGAUACGGUCGUGGGGCCACGAUGCAAUCUAGUAGACCUCUGGCGUCGCGAAGAGACAGCAUUCCGCCGCACCUGCCCGUCUACGCGGAACACCCCGCCGAGACUUACGCAUACUCCCUUGCUCCCAUCCAGACGUCAAACCCGACGCCUCGACAGGGAAUGCUACCUGGAGUUGCGGAGCUCACGACCGGCGUUAGCGCCUACAGUACGCCGGCCUACUCCAUCGCUAUGCCUGGUGCUAGUCCCAUGUCUAGCGUUACGGCGAGCCCUGGGUCAUACAUGACCCCGGUGGGAUACCCUCCUCUCGAACCAGCGGGGUCGAAACGACGACGAAGCUUCGAGAACAACGUGUCUCCCGAUUUGAGUAGACGAAGGCACAUAGACUCACGACCCGAAACGUACGACAAAACGAGAUCCUCGCGGCACAUGCCAUGACAGAAUAACGUACUCCGAAGAGGCAAAGUCAUGUGACGGACAAAAAAAAGGACGGGUUACGAACUUCAAACAUCUAGAUGUUGUCUGGCCUGGCCAGCCAGACUCUUGG